UUUCCUCCAGCGACGUCGACAGCCCACCAGCAAACAAAGGUGGUGACAAAUCUGAUUCUAGGAACCCGAGUUUCUAGUGAUUUUGAAAUGAAUUGAAUAAGCUACAACUCAAGGGGCGGAAGUCCAGCAGCCGGAUUUUGACUGAAAACUAGACAUCCAUCCAGAGCGAUUUUUUUAAUUGCCUUCAACAUGGUCUGCCAAACAACCUUCGUCGAGUAGCAGAAGGAGCGAUGAGGCUGCAUCAGAAUCAAAGUGCACCUGCCACCCCAAACUCCAACGAGACAUAGCAGGUGUGGCAAAAAGCAGUUCUCUUUCCACGUAUGCGUUUAAAAAUCCUUUUCCACAAAUCGGAAGUUUAUGUAUCCGGUGAGCUUCCGUGAUUCUUUAUGCAGUUAAUCCGCGAGGAGUAACAGUUAGCGAGCUUCGACAGCGCGGAUGUCUUGAUUAGGGCAAUUUGACGGUGGAAAUGUACCAACACUCAUAGUUUAUGCCUUUCUGGGAGUAGGAGAUUCUUAUACUCUAUAUAGUAAUGUAAUGCACCGUGGCCGACAUCAGACGAGCCUCUGAUUCCUCACCGGCGUGAGCGGUGAAUUUUGAGUAAGGUGGCAUCUCUCGCCCAGAUGGCGGAUUGGCACCUGCUGGAACAGGUGUGGAGAACAGUGGGUGGGGAAACAAGACUAGCGUGAGCAAAAGGCCGGGAAGCAAGACGAGUGACAUGCUCGAAAGUGACAGAUGAUCGGUAAAGAGACUGGGGGCAGAUGAAUGAAUUACGACAGGAAAUCGAGAACUUAACACUAGCUGAAGGUGUCAGACGCUGCGACUGUCGGGACGAUCGUGCGCGUCUGAAUUUGAGACUCAUAAGGGCAGGAUCCCGUCCGAAGGCCAUUUGCUCGGCGCCGGGCAGCCUGGCCUCGGAUACGGUGGCGGACGGGUUUGAAUGAGGUCCAUGUUGCUGCUGCGAUGCGCGGCGGCGAUGGGGAGGACGCUCGGGGCGUGGAGGCUUGAAUGGAAGCUGUGACCGCGGCCUCUAAGGAUUUCUCGUUGGGCGGGUCGAGCCUCGGGCCUUGGGAUCUGCUGCUGCUUGGGGAGUCUAGGUGGAGGGAGGGAGGGAUGGCGCACGACCAGGCCAUGGACGGGUUCUCACAAGAACCUCAGCGGAGAUCGGAGAUUUACACGUACGAGGCUCCGUGGCUCAUAUACGGGAUGAACUGGAGCGUGCGGAAAGAUAAGAAAUUUCGGUUGGCCAUCGGGAGCUUCAUCGAGGACUUUCGCAACAAGGUGGAGAUUGUGCAGCUGGAUGAUGAAACGGGUGAUUUCAAGGCUGAUCCGAAACUCUCGUUCGAUCACCCGUACCCCACGACGAAGAUAAUGUUCAUCCCCGAUAAGGAGUGCCAGAAGCCGGACCUGCUGGCCACGACGGGCGAUUAUCUGCGAAUAUGGCAAAUUACCGAAGACCGCGUGGAAGCCAAGAGCCUCUUGAAUAACAACAAGAACAGCACAUUCUGCGCGCCUCUCACUUCCUUCGACUGGAAUGAGGCGGAGCCGAAGCGGCUGGGGACGUCGAGCAUCGACACGACGUGCACCAUCUGGGACAUCGAGAAGGAGGUCGUGGACACGCAGCUCAUCGCGCACGAUAAAGAAGUGUAUGACAUCGCUUGGGGAGGUCCGGGCGUAUUCGCAUCGGUUUCUGCGGAUGGAUCCGUCCGGGUGUUCGACCUACGGGACAAAGAACACUCGACGAUCAUUUAUGAGAGCCCGAUUCCCGACACGCCGCUUCUGCGCCUGGGGUGGAACAAGCAAGACCCUCGAUACAUGGCCACCAUUUUGAUGGACAGCUCCAAGGUCGUCGUUCUAGACAUCCGAUUCCCCACCCUUCCGGUUGCAGAGCUCCAGAGGCACCAGGCCUGCGUGAACGCCAUCGCAUGGGCUCCUCACAGUCCAUGUCACAUCUGCACAGCAGGGGACGAUUCCCAGGCGCUAAUUUGGGAUUUAUCCUCAAUGAGCCAGCCCGUGGAUGGAGGAUUGGACCCCAUUCUGGCGUACACUGCAGGGGCCGAGAUCAAUCAACUACAGUGGUCAUCGACGCAACCUGAUUGGGUCGCCAUUGCUUUCGGGAGCAAGCUCCAAAUUCUACGAGUGUGAUCACGCUUUCUAUCUUCACUCUACUUUCGACAUCCGCAUUUUCGGCAUUUCCGGGACCUUCAGUGGAGCCAGAGUGUGUGAAGACUUUUAUCUUCUUCUCGCCCAGAAUCAUCUGUAGAAAGCGUUGGACGAGAUAGAUAUGAGCUUGUAGCAAUAGACAGACAGACACAUGUGGUGCGAGGCCUGGAUGAUGCCCAAUGUUUGCCCAACUCGAAGCUAGCGUGUCGGUGUUCUCCAUGGCUCAGAACUCGAGAAAGGCAGGCCUCCAUCCCCGUCCAAGUUGUAAAUAAAAAUAUCUUGUUCCGCAGUUCACAUUAGUCCACCGGCUUGGCGAUGAAAACAUUCUGAAUUCCGUGCUUGUGACAUCGAGAUCUCGUUGUCUUCGUAACGCCUGCAGCUGGAAAGAGUUAAACAACAAAGACGUGAUUGAAGUGCAGCCAUGGGAAAAUAGUCCAACUGUUGUAUGCCUGAGCUACACAGUUCUAGACUAUGCAACUUUUUGUAGGACCUGGAUUCUCGGCAGGGGAGGGAAACUCCUGGCUUUGGGUCAGUCAACAUUUGGGUGGAUUUGGCCAUGGCUACCAGAACCGAGUACAGUACUGCCAUGUGGUAGUAUCACCUUGCAAAAAAUUUAGCGAGUUUCAGGGUCCUUUAAAUUUUGGAGAACUCUCCACCCUGCUACUUCAAUUGAACCAAUAAACGUGUUACGCGAAAGAUCCUAAAGUUUA
This is a messenger RNA of Marchantia polymorpha subsp. ruderalis, 2870 nucleotides long. NCBI's taxonomy places the organism in Eukaryota, Viridiplantae, Streptophyta, Marchantiopsida, Marchantiales, Marchantiaceae. The record is from the annotation of a GenBank genome assembly.